Molecule: messenger RNA, 859 nt
Organism: Cyprinodon variegatus (sheepshead minnow)
Lineage: Eukaryota; Metazoa; Chordata; Actinopteri; Cyprinodontiformes; Cyprinodontidae
Gene: kcnq1.2
Product: potassium voltage-gated channel subfamily KQT member 1-like
Exons: 3
Coding region: 362-859 (165 amino acids)
Source: RefSeq, a predicted model, not a curated record
UAUGAAUGGGGUUUGUUUUUUUUUGAAAAGCUCUGAAGGGAAUUUUUUCUUGUCUCAGCCGGAAUUUACAUUACUUGCAGAUUACAACUUCAGCUUGGAGUUUAAGUUUGGUGCAAGUUUGUUAGGGAAAUGCAGCUAUUACACCCAGCAGGAGAAACACAAAACUGGCUGGUGACUUCUGAAAGCUAACAGUAUGGACACAUAUGAAGCCCCACAAAGAGCCCUCCUCUCAGCUGCAGGUAGCUAGUUCUCAUUUUCUGCUGGGCUGCUCCCUCCUAUCAGAACCUUGGUCAGAACCUCCAGGAUUUUAAAGUCGCUGUUAGCCCCCUCUGCCCCAGCCAGACCACCCUAAAGGGGCAUAAUGGGGGAAAGGCGAGCCCGCUCCUUCCACAUGACCUGCCAUGUACAACGGGACUACGGCAGCAGGAUGAGGAGCUCCUUCAUACGCUGCAGCCCCAAUGGAUGUGCCGGCACGAGCAUCAGCCUCAGCCUGGACCAGGAGAUGGACCUGGCAGCCUCCGCUGGUUCCACCACCGGUUGCAGCGCCCUGCGGGUUCCUGCACCUGACAUCAGCCGCUACUCACCAGUUUCGCUGGAAAUAGACCCCCAGGCGGUGAAUAAUGGAUCAGGCUUCCCCUGCCUGCCUCCAGCUGACACAAAGGAUCCGGAGUUGCAGAUCGCACACAGCCAACCGUCUGUGACCCCUAUCCCGCCACCUCUGCCUCGCUCCAGCUGGCUGCGCAAUCAUCAGAAGGAGUUCCAGAGUCCUUACAUUAAGACUAGCAUGCAGGGGGAUGUUUACAACUUUCUAGAAAGACCUGCAGGAUUGAAAUGCUUCCUCUACCACUUUCUAGUGUGA